AUGUGGAGCCUGGCCUUACACGGCACCUUCGCGGACUCCAUCGCGGAGAUCUUGGAGAACAUGCGGGCGCUGGAGACGGUAGGCUACGAAUGGACACUGGGGUGGUCGAUGAUUUUCGUGUUCUUCCUGUACGUCCUGCUUACCAACAUCACCGUGAUGAACAUGCUCAUCGGCAUUGUCUGCGAGGUCGUCUCGGAGGUGAAGCUGAAGGACGAGAAGAAUGUGGCGGUGGAUUACCUGAAGCGGAACCUGCGUCAGCUUCUGAUCGAGCUGGAUGAGGAUCAGAAUCAGCAGAUCUCCAAGAAGGAGCUCAACGCCGCUCGCAACAUGCCACGAGCCAGGGAGGUCCUGAAAGAAUUGGACGUGGACCUGGACAACUUGAUCGUGCUCACGGAGCCUUUGUUCGAGCAAGACGUGGACGCGGGCCGUGAGCAGGAGGUCACACGCGAGGAGCUGCUGAACGUGAUCCUUGACAUGCGCGGGGACCGGGACGUGCGCAUGGAGGACCUGGUGCGUUUGCGCUGCGACCUGCGCCGGUACCUCUCGAGGCAGUUUCAGCAGCUCUUUGUCCACAUUGAGUCCCAAGGUGAUAAGGCGCGGGUCUAG
Effrenium voratum is the source of this 606-nucleotide messenger RNA. The record is from the annotation of a GenBank genome assembly. NCBI's taxonomy places the organism in Eukaryota, Dinophyceae, Suessiales, Symbiodiniaceae.